AAUCAUGAACAAUACGAUAGUUCAAGAUGUCAUGCCUUUGUUUGUGAUUUAACGACUGAUAGUCUAAAAGACAAUAUAGCAUCAGGAAACAUAGAUGUUGUUUCUUUAAUAUUUGUAUUAUCAGCCAUACCACCAGAAAAACAUUACAACGUAAUUCGUAAUAUAUCGGAGGUUGCAAGAGAAGGAUCAAUAAUAUGUUUUCGUGAUUACGCGAAAGAUGAUGAAACUGAAAUUAGAUUUUCAACUAUAGCAGCUCAACAUAAACUACAAGAAAAUUUAUAUGUUAGACAAGAUGGAACGAUGUCUUAUUUUUUCACUAUUGAAUAUUUAAAGGAAAUAUUUGAAAAAGAUAAACUUUUUGAAUUCGUGGAUGGUGGUAAUGUUGCAAGAGAAACUGUCAAUAGAGCGAAGGGUUUAUGUGUCGAUAGAAAAUUUCUGCAAGCAAGAUUUAGGAAGUUGUAA
Molecule: messenger RNA, 462 nt
Organism: Racocetra persica
Lineage: Eukaryota; Fungi; Glomeromycota; Glomeromycetes; Diversisporales; Gigasporaceae
Source: the annotation of a GenBank genome assembly